Messenger RNA from Hydractinia symbiolongicarpus, 693 nucleotides. RefSeq lists its product as uncharacterized. The coding region runs from base 1 to 693 and encodes 230 amino acids. The record is from RefSeq and is a predicted model, not a curated record. The transcript has a single exon. Gene Ontology annotation, biological process: DNA integration. Lineage: Eukaryota; Metazoa; Cnidaria; Hydrozoa; Anthoathecata; Hydractiniidae. Gene Ontology annotation, molecular function: nucleic acid binding.
AUGUUACCAGAAGAUACAAUAACCCCAAUACUGUUACCGAGAAGAGAAGCAUUCGUUCAUCUCCUGAUUACGUCAUACCACCUCAAGCUAUUUCAUGCAGGAGUCAAUCAUACACUUGCUCACCUGAGAAAUAGAUUUUGGAUAUCAAAAGGCCGUGCCGAACUCAAGUUUAUCCUAAGAAGAUGUAAAGUUUGCCGCAAGUACCAAGGAGGACCUUUCAAGAUGCCACCGAUGACACCAUGGCCGAAAAAUAAAGUAACCCGAUCAUUACCUUUCGAAAAUACCGGAUUAGAUUAUUUUGGACCACUUUUUAUCAAGCAGUAUCACGCUAAAGAGAAGAAGAAAGUAUGGGUAUGUUUAUUCACGUGCGUCGCUGUGAGGGCCAUCCAUUUGGAAAUGGUGGACGAUCUUUCUGCAGAAGAACUUAUACAAGCGCUUAGAAGAUUCAUCGCCAGACGUGGAACACCUAAAGAGAUCAUUCUAGACAACGCCUCUCAAUUCAAACUAGCCAAGUCAACCGCAGAUAUCGUAUGGGAGAAGGUUAUUCAAGAUCCAACAGUACAAUCCUACGUCGCUGAACAAAAAAUCAAGUGGAAUUUUAUUGUAGAAUUAUCACCGUGGAUGGGAGGAUUUUACGAGCGAUUGGUCGGAAGCUGUAAAAUGGCAUUGAGAAAGUCAAUAGGAAAGAAAUGA